GCUAGGGGGCUGCUGCCCGAACGCAGACCCAUCAUGCUCUUCGGCCAUCGCCUCCCCACGGACUCUGAGGACGAGCAACAACUUCAUGGAGACCUCUCAGCAACAAGUGUCAACGCGGUGAUCGCCCUGGAUGACUCGUUGGGGGCGCCUGAGCCAGAGCCGCCGACCACGCCUGAGGCUGAGUUGCACUACCUGGCAGGGCUACGCACACCGAGUGGGCGCAAUGAUGGGGAGUGCUCCAAGCGGCAGAAGGUCUUGUUGGUGGAAGUGAGUUCGCAGGCCAUGGCAACGCGAACGGUGCGAGUGCCGCUGGCUCCUGAUGGGGCGCCUCGAUUCACUGUGCGCACAUGGAUUGAGGAGGAGCAAGACCAGGACGAGAUUGCGACGCAGUUGCUUGGCCAGGGGGGUGGCACGGAUGGCAUGCCUGGCACCUCCACGCAGCUGGACUCUGUCCCGCCCUUUGCACAGAGUGUGAAUGGGAGUAUGGGGGUCACGGAGCAUGUCUUCAACCAGCUGGUCUUGACGGCAACGCAGGGCGGGCUGAUGGAUAGCGAGAUUGCCGAGCGGUAUGGUUCCGAAGUGUUGCACAUGGUGCAGACGCAGCGGGCCCUGCUGGAGUCCUCGGGAUCGGUGGCUGACGUUGGUCUGCGCGAAGGGCAACAGGGUUGA
Symbiodinium sp. CCMP2456 is the source of this 669-nucleotide messenger RNA. The record is from the annotation of a GenBank genome assembly. Lineage: Eukaryota; Dinophyceae; Suessiales; Symbiodiniaceae.